GUGGAAAAUGAUUCAGUUGUGCGGUGCAUUUCCACCAGUUGACAUCUAGCGGAUGUGAACUCGGAAACAGAAAUUCGGGCUUAAUUUUGAAACGGUUUGACCAAGCAAAGUAACGGUAGUUGGUAGUUCUAAAGAAAAAAACUUUUGGUUGUGCUGCUUUGCGGAAAUAGUGGAAGUGAAUUUACAUGGUGAAGUGGAAAUCUGCGAAGGGCACACGUGACUCCACAGGCCAACAGUGAAAAUGAAACCCGCCCACACAGCGUAUCCGGAUGGGGUGACACGCGGCACUGGACCGGGACUAGUUCUGGUGGGACUGUUGCUGUCCAUUACCGUAGUAACCGUCGUUGGUGGCAUUCCGACGUCGGUUCUCGCCAACGUGAAGGAUUCCAAUGCUCAUGUCAAUGACCCAGCAACUGGACCAGUACAUCAAUCAUUGACAUCACAUACCAACGGCGCAUCAAUUCCCAUGGAAAGCCAAAGCCAAAUAUCCGUUCUCCAGAAACGCGGAGUGAACCCACUGGUGUACAACGAUUUCGACUACUCGGGUAACUCCAUUCCUCGCGGUGGCACGUGGGAUGAACCGGAUGAGCUUCCACCACUUGCUGCAGCAUCUCUCUUCACCGAUCAAUUGCUUAGCGGAGCUGGUCGGGACAAUCGGCUAAGGAACUAUGACCUGUUGGCAAAUUUGCUCAGCCAACCAGCGACCCAAAGAUUCUAUGGUGAACCGGUUGUCCCAUCUAGUCACUAUCCGGUAGCGUACUAUGGAACGCUGGCCGAUCGAACCAAGCGCAUGGCGGUGGAUGAUAAAAAUCGUCAUCGAUCGAUGAGGUUGAAACGUAGUCCAGGGAAAAUGUCUCAAGCUGAUGCUCUGUCGCUACUUGCACUGCUAGAGUCCCGUGAUCCUUACGCCGUCGACUAUUACCCGCUCAUUCCACCGGCCAACGGUCCCAAUGAUGUUCUACCCUAUUCGGCAAACUUCUACCAAGACGUCCCCCUUGCACUAGCUCUAGCCCAUUCUCCUGAAAACGCCGGUCAGUUGGCACCCUACAGCGACGCAGACGGUGAUUGGAUGAACGCGUGGACCGAGCCGGCCGUCGACUAUCUUGGAUUCCCGUUGGACAUUGACACCAUUUCCCGACUGGACGGAUAUGGCGCCAAACCUACCAAAACCGGAUUCUCUCACCAGAAGCGAUUUAGGAUUACAAAGCGAAAACGUAGCGUGAGUCAGGACAAUAGCGAUGAUUGUAAAAAUGACAAAAAGUCAUGUCUAUUGCAAAAAUACGCCCAACUGCCACCCAACAAAGUCUCAUCGGAUUAGGUUAGGUGGUAACGGAAUUCGACCUCGGCACUUCCCACAUUGAACACAGUUGCAUUGGUGAAACAUUAAUCGUAAACGAAACUCAUAUAUAUGGAUCCACAAAAACCAAAACCCGCAAGCAAUGGAAAGUCAGGCGGAGAAAACGACUUGAAGGAAAUUGAGUAAGAUCACACUCUUGAAUGCUUCCAUACUACGCGAAAAAAGAACGGUAAAACGGCAACCAACAAUCGGAUCAAUGGACAUUGGAUUAUGAAUAUAGCUAAAUCAUUGUAUUUGUCAGGAUUUUCUUAGUAUAUAUACAUAUAUAUAUAUAUUUCUCCGUAAUUUCGUUGAAAAAUAUUCAUGGGAAUGGAAUAUUACAUUACAUUUUUGAAAUAAAAUGAAACUUACAUUAUACAAACAAAUAUUUAAUCAAAUUUGAAUAAUGAUGUUUUCCCGUUCAAAUGGUGUUUAAAAAUAAUCAAAAUAUAAUACUUAAAUAUUAUGACUACCAUUGCAAAUGAUUGUAAUAUCAGACACCUUUCAGAAAGCCGCUAGAGAGAACACUCAAGAUCUAGAGUUCUCCAACACGGGGGGCUAUAUCAAAUAACUUGCUGUAUUGUAACUAGCAAUGAUACAUUAACAUCACAAUUGACAAAAUGCGAUAAGAUACGGUUCAGAGGUAAAAGAAUAGUAUUAGUUUAAAGAAUUAAACUUAAUUAAAACUUUAAACAAAUAUAUAGUAUACAUAUAUAUUUAUCACAAGACAAUGCUGAUCGUUCAAAAUCCACAAUAAACAUUACUAGCAACUAGACGGUGUUAUUUUGCACAUCAAAAGUGAAACGGAACAAAAAUCUACAAAAGCCGUGAUUGUUUUCUUACGAAUCGAGAAAAGUUUUACUCCUAGGUUUCCUAGUCGGUUAUACCAAACAGUCGCUGUUGCAGAUGCCAAUUGAGGGAGACAGCAGUGCUGUUGAACACGAAUUUCAAAUAAAAAAUUCUUUGAUUGGAAAACAA
This is a messenger RNA of Malaya genurostris, 2314 nucleotides long. RefSeq lists its product as uncharacterized. The coding region runs from base 242 to 1318 and encodes 358 amino acids. The record is from RefSeq and is a predicted model, not a curated record. Lineage: Eukaryota; Metazoa; Arthropoda; Insecta; Diptera; Culicidae. The transcript has 6 exons.